Photinus pyralis (common eastern firefly) is the source of this 1020-nucleotide messenger RNA. RefSeq names its product iron-sulfur protein NUBPL (gene Nubpl). The record is from RefSeq and is a predicted model, not a curated record. Bases 66 to 992 code for a protein of 308 amino acids. The transcript is spliced from 5 exons. Lineage: Eukaryota; Metazoa; Arthropoda; Insecta; Coleoptera; Lampyridae. Gene Ontology annotation, biological process: mitochondrial respiratory chain complex I assembly; iron-sulfur cluster assembly. Gene Ontology annotation, molecular function: 4 iron, 4 sulfur cluster binding; ATP binding; ATP-dependent FeS chaperone activity. Gene Ontology annotation, cellular component: mitochondrion.
CUCUGUUGUCAAGUUUUACUUAACCUCAUUUUGUAGUCUAAUGCUACAAAUAUUUUUAUUUUGCAAUGUUUGUUCUUACUAGAAAAUGCUGUUUUAAACAGAAUUCAAAAUUUCCACAGAAUUUUCAGGCAUGGAGACAUUAUGCUAAUUCUGCAGAAGAAUUGGAGAAACACAGGCAAAAAGUAAUGUCAAAAGGGUUACCCAAAGUUAAACCGAUUACUGGUGUGAAGCACAUUUUUUUAAUCGCAUCGGGUAAAGGGGGUGUUGGUAAAAGUACAACAGCAGUCAAUAUUGCAACUGCCCUGAAAGUCUUGCAACCUAAUAAAAAUGUAGGACUUUUGGAUGCGGACGUGUUUGGACCUACUAUUCCAUUGAUGAUGAAUUUAAACGAAUCGCCAAUUCUGAAUCAGGACAAUUUGAUGGAACCCCUUAUAAAUUAUGGUGUUAAGUGUAUGUCGAUGGGAUUUUUAAUAACCGAAUCAUCUGCUGUUAUUUGGAGAGGUUUAAUGGUAAUGCAAGCACUAGAUAAAUUAUUAAGGCAGGUGCAUUGGGGCUCUGUUGAUUAUUUGAUUAUUGAUACACCUCCAGGGACUGGUGAUACACAUUUGUCUCUUGUUCAAAACAUUCCAAUUUCAGGUGUGGUUCUAGUGACAACUCCACAAAUCGCAGCAUUAAAUGUAACGAGACGUGGUGCUGUGAUGUUUCAAAAGCUUAAAGUGCCAAUAGUUGGUAUUAUAGAAAACAUGAGUUACAUUAAAUGUCCCGCUUGUUCUAACAAGGUUCAUAUUUUUGGCAGUGCUACUCAGUCAAUUGCGGAGGAAUUUGGUAUUAGCAUUAUGGCACAUAUACCUUUAAAGCAAAAGAUAACUGACAGUAUGGAUAAGGGAGUUCCCAUAGUUAUUUCAGAUCCACUUAGUACAGAAGCCGAGGCGUACAAAAAUGUUGGCAAUAGUUUAAUUAAGUUUGUAAAUAUAACUGCGAAUGAAUUAUAAUACUAAACAUGUACCUAUGUCUCUGUUA